AUGUCGCUGAUUUCAUCGAUUUUGGCCCCGCGUGCGCUCGCCGCGAGCGCGCCCGCGGCGGGAGACACGUACGCGACGAGCAGUUAUUACCAGGGAGACGCCGGGGUGGUGUCGUUGGAUCUGCAAGGGACGCGGACGUGCUGGGACGAGUCGACGUGGCAUCAGCGCCCGGACGUCCCAGAGGUGCUGUUAAAGUCGACGAUACCGCUCGAGGUGAUCACGGGUUGGGCGUCCCAGCGCAUGGCCACAUUGGUGCUUGGGAUCUUAUUGAGGGAGAAACUCGGUUACACGGUGGAGUACAAGACGUGGGACAAGGAUGGCUCGGCGCAGCAGUUGUUGGGAACGAUGACGCAGACGGGCCGGCAGUACGUAAACGUGCUGUACGGGAAAUCAGUGUUCGAUCUCGAGCUUUGGCCCGUCUCCGGAGCCACGGGGAGGACGUUGGCGUCCAAGACGACAGUGGGGACGAUACCUGAUUACACACUGGUCGGCGCGCUCGGUCAGGUAGCGCGGAACGGCUGGUAUCUCAACGCUGAUGCUGUCCCGAACCCAGAGCUGUGGUCCUCUUUGCCCUUGUUGAACUCUUCAGGUGCGUUCGACCAGACGAAGGCUAUUGGUCAACGCUUGACUUUGUCAAUCGAGUUAAAUGUCACGGAUCUUUCCCAGGGCUCGGAAGACGAUAAGGCCAUUUGUCCGACCUCGAGUACAACAGUGUCCUGGUACGGCGGUACUCUCGACUGCGUAACGGGAUCUUGGGCGCCAGUCGCUCUGGGCGCGCCUGUUUCCAGUGCUAGGUGCUGCACGAGGUACUAUAAUCGAACGAAUGAGUGCACUAGCGGUAUGCGUCCAUGCGUGGCUCUCGUAUCCAACAACCCAGCUUGGGUGAAGAGUGAACACGAGCGUCGGGUAAUCGCGAGUGGCCUUCCUCUAGAAAUUAUCUACCAAAACUCUUUAGCCGUGGUGGAGUGGGCGAAAUGGAAAACCGAUACUGGGACACCAACCCCGGUGCUCUUUUACCGGUGGGAACCCGAUCUCGCGAUUACCGAGCAGACGUACAUUCGAAUUGCGCUGCAAGAUCCGGUGUACUGUUCGGCGUCUUAUCUUAACGUCGAUGGUGAUUUGGUUAUCCCAGAAAGGCUUUCCAAUUCAUACGCUCACGCGAGCUCGUCCCCAGCUCAGAGCUGCGAUUUCAGUCAAGAAGUGCUGGAAAAGGGGGCACAUGAACCUUCUAGAAUUUACUUUAGCGACGCCUUUUAUCUCGUGGAGGAGCUGCAAAUCACGUUUACGAACAUUCAGAACCUGUUAGGACUGAGAAUGAAUCUCACGAGUACGUAUCCUGACGUUACAGAGAGGGAGUUUGCGGCCGCUUGCCAAUGGUUGAAGGAACAUGAAUCGGCGUGGUCGGAUUACAUCAUUCCAAAUACUUACUAUUUCACUGUCCUGUGGAAAGUUGCACUAGCCCUUGGGUGCUUCCUCAUUUACGUGAUCGUUCAGCAGAUGCGGGUUUUCCGGCGUGGGGAGUACUACGAUACACAGAAGAGAAAGGGCGAGGAAGUCUUAGCCGCCAUGGAACAAAAUCCAAUCUUUAUGCUCGAUCGUUUGGAGCAAAAGGAGUUCCACGUAAUGGAUGACCUCAUGGACCUCGAGGAAGAGUCACUCGCUGGUCUGCCCGAGCUGUCCUUCAAGGUGCGAGAGCUUCAUGUGGGUGAUGAUGAGUACGGCGUGAAGUUGACCAUCGUAAGAAAUCAUGUCGACAACGUGCCGGCGCACGCUGAGCUCGAAAUCACCAGUCUGACGGCCAAACUUGGACUGGACUACGACCGUUUGGUGAAGGAGGAUGCGAACGGCCCUGGAUCCCUUAACGAGACGGAGCCGGGCGGUAGGACGCGCGUCGAGUUCGAACCCGGCCAAUGCGAGAUGCGGGUCGUCCUUCCAUUCUUAUCAAACGCAUGCUGGACGCCAGCCACGAACUUAUUCAUCACGAUGACCUCUGUCAAGGGAGAAGGCGCGGCUCGUAUCUUCCCGAUUGACAGCGUGGCGGUCUUCAUCCACGCCAUGGGAUUUUUCCCAGAAGGCUUUAGGCUCUCCAUGACCGACGGAAGCAGCUUCAACAAGAUUCUUCGCUUCCUGUUCAGUUUCUUGGACGAGGCUAUCGACCUUGAGUGGAUCAUCCCUCUGACGUGGCGCUAUCAGUUAGUGAACUGUAUCAUGGCUCUCCUGGAUACAUUCGUAUGGUCGUUAUUCUUUGCCAUAUUGGUGAACGAAGGUCUGCUCCAGCGACGCUCGGACUGGUGCAUAUUAGUUGCAAUGGUUUUUGUCGCCAUCGAACUUUUCCGUUACCACAUCGGACUGCACUACUUCCCCGGGUCAUACGUCUUACAGACCCACCUGGAAGUGCUUCUCGGUAAAAAAUUUUCGAGUCUUUCCACGGCAGAUCUUGAGGCGAUAGGCAGCGCAGAAUCUCUGUUCAGAGUCUCCGCUUCGACGGACACGAACACCAUUCGGACAGAUCUCUGGGCGAGGUUACACGCCACUUUUAUAGAUUUGUAUCGCCUCGCCGGUGCAUCCGUUUUCAUCGCCUACUCUUUCAAGGACCAGCAAGAAUUGGUUGGUUACACCAUCGGAAUGAUUGGAGUCAUUUUCCUCGGAGCACUUUUCUUCAUUUCGUUUAGAAUUAGAAAAAGUUAUGUCGCCGGCAUCAUGGAGGAUGAGCUCGAAGUGAUGGUGUACGACACCUCCCAUUAUCUGUACCGCAAUACGGGACUUGUCCGCGAAUCUCACACCGAAGCAAGAACUUCCGAUCGACAAUAUGAAAAGCUGUGGUUAUUCCUUGACGGAGGUAUUUUCGAGCGAUGGUAUCAAGAUUAUUUCAACAAGUGGACCUUGUUCGCAUGCCUCACCUUGGUGAUCGCUCUCAUGUAUGGCUUCGCACCUCAGAUUCUUGCAAUCGACAAGGUCACCGUGGGUAUGUUCAUCGCCAUUGUGACAUCUAUUUCGCAGCUUGGAAACGCCGUCAUCGCGAUUGCAGACAAUAUCUCCGUCAUGCUGGCUUCUGUAUCGAAGGUUGCACACAUGGCUGCGCUGUUGAACAUUCGUUCCUCGCGUAGAAGACGUUUGGACGCCAUGCACAAGCUCUACCAGUCGGGUGCAGACGGAGAAGAAGAUGAGACUAAAUUCCAUCGAAAUCACGAGAGCAACUCGAUUCAGACGUUGUGCUCGGUCAAUGAGAACGAAACAGCUUGUAUUUACCUCGAUCGAAUGACGUUGACACUGCAACCGCCUGAACAGGGAACGAAAGCCAUCAACAUAUUUACGGCUCUCUCCGCGUUCGAUCAACACGGUACCCAAGUUCAAUACAUCCCGGCCGGUGGGUUCAUUGGGAUUCGUGAGACAAGAGGCACGUUUUCCAGGACGUUUAUGAAUCUUCUCGCGGGUACAGAUGUCGCUUUCAGCGGCGUCGGAUGCAUCAACCCAAGAUACGAGACAGUCGUUCGCUUGCGAAGGGACAAGGAAUCCAUCCUCAUGUGCGAGUCUCUCAUGCAAAACCUUCUCGUCGGCAUCACUCUGGAGCUGUCUCGGCUUCCGCCCAGAUGUAGACGGGCGCGCUUAAUGCAGGAGUGUAUGCGCCGAUACGACUCAGAGUUUUUGUGGAAGCUCUGCACCGCGCUCGCGUUCACUCCUUCUCUCACGGGUACGCAGUAUCGUGAAGACUGGGCAAUGGUGAGUAUGACGUCCAUCGCGACCCUUUUAGACCCGAUCACAGUGUUCAAGAUCACCUUUGUCCAGGCAAUCUUGCAACACCCAGACGUUAUCAUGGUCGACGGGUUCGGGGACGACUUUCCAGCCCCGGAUCUCGCCUCGGCGGUCGAGGUGUUGCGGCUCUUUGUGGAAAAGAAGCUGCCAAUCAUAAGAGACCCAUCGCUGAGAUUACAACAGAUGGAGCGGGAGGUGCGCACGGUCAUUUGGCAUGGCAGUCCUUGGUCCCUGCUGGCGGCUCUAACGCCGAAUGAAUUCGUGGUGAACAUAACGUCAAAGAGCGCAGCCACAGUGACCCCGGCGCACGUCGCGUUCAACGGCGUCCGCGCCUCGGACACUUCUGUCGCGCUGUCCAAGAUUCCUCCAGCCAAAGACAUCGUCAACCCGGUGGGCAUCACCAUGAUGCGCAACAUGCGUUCUUUUGUGAGCAAGAGUCUGAAGGUCGAAUCACAAUCGAAGAAUCGAUCCUUCUUGAGUUCGUCCAGUUCCAAGAAGAACUCGGCUCGAAAGCGAAGCAAGGAAAACCGCAUCGCCUCGCUCUCGGCGCAGGUAGACGACGAACCCGGGACCUCCGCGAGAUCUCUCGAUGCUCUUUCCGAUUCCGAGAGUAAAUCGUCGAGAGGUGGGUUCUUCGGCUUUGGAAAGAAAUAG
This is a messenger RNA of Ostreococcus tauri, 4407 nucleotides long. Its product is annotated as ABC transporter type 1, transmembrane domain. Bases 1 to 4407 code for a protein of 1468 amino acids. Gene Ontology annotation, cellular component: membrane. The transcript has a single exon. Gene Ontology annotation, molecular function: ATP binding. Lineage: Eukaryota; Viridiplantae; Chlorophyta; Mamiellophyceae; Mamiellales; Bathycoccaceae. The record is from RefSeq and is a predicted model, not a curated record.